Aspergillus fijiensis CBS 313.89 is the source of this 1242-nucleotide messenger RNA. RefSeq lists its product as uncharacterized. The record is from RefSeq and is a predicted model, not a curated record. NCBI's taxonomy places the organism in Eukaryota, Fungi, Ascomycota, Eurotiomycetes, Eurotiales, Aspergillaceae. The transcript has 2 exons. The coding region runs from base 1 to 1242 and encodes 413 amino acids.
AUGACUACACCCCAGCAGCCAGCCCCGCUCCCUCAGGGCAAUCCACCCCCCCGUCACUCUUCACUCCGUCCCCGACCUCUCGCUUCUCGGCGCGAUGCGAGCCAGCAGACCAGCCCUGACCAUACACCUGCCCCGAAGAGAGCCCGUCCCAACACUCCGGCCAACGCGAGCGGUGCAGCAUCCAGCAGCCGCGCGAACAUGAGCGGGCAGCGUGUUGCUAAUACUGGGGCUGGUGCUAGUAGCCAGGCGGGCGGCGGUAGACAGCAGGCUGGUGUUAAUCAGGCCCGGGUUAGUCCGGCCGGUGUUAACCAGGCGAGUGCCAACCAGGCCAGUACCAACCAGGCGAAUGGCAAUCAUGCGAAUGCCAGCCGGGCGACUGUCAACCCAGCGAGUGCCGCCCAGGCGAAUGCUAACCAGGCGGAUGUCAACCACGCGAAUGCUAACCACGCGAAUGGCAACCACGCGAAUGCUAGCCACACGAAUGCCCACCAGGCGAAUGGCAACCCAGCGGGUGCCGCCCAGCCAGGUAUCAACCAGGCCGGUGGAUUCGGAGCCAACCAAGGGCAUCCUCUCCCCCCAAGUUUCUACCAUUUGUUCCCGUCUUGGGCCGAGCAAUACAACCGUUGCAACAUCGCGAUCUUCCACGUUGGCUCGCCCCCUUUAAUCUUCCACGUGGACGUCGACACCCUCCUCGUCCGCAGUCCCAACUUCCAUAGAUUCUGCAUGGUCGAGUGCGCCGAGCGCGGCGAGCAGCACAAGCCCCCCAUUAUCCGCUUCCCCGACCUCUGCCCCACCACCUUCACUGCCUUCCUCAAAUGGAUGGGCAACGGCGAUCCUUUCGGCGGUCACUCCCUGCCCAAUCUCACGCCCUUCUUCAGCAUCUGGCGCUUCUCGGAGAGGUUCCAGUGCUUCCUGCUGCAGUCUGACCUGUUGGCGUACUUGCAGCGCUGGCUGGGGAGCCACCGCGGCCUCUUCGGGGUCCCCGUCAUCAGGCUCGUCUACACCAUGUUUGACCGGGAUUCGCACAUGCGCAAGAUGGUGGUCGAGGUCAAUGCGUGGCGCUCGGGGCUGGCGGACUUCCAGAGCACCAAGGCUGACGUCCCGCGAGAGUACAUCGAGGAUCUGGCCGAGGCGCUCUUGGCCGUCCGCAGAACUGAUCCGCUCACUGGACUGCCCGGGGACUUCGUUGCGCGCUACAUGCCGAUGGAGGAGGAGAAAGUGCCGGAUUCGGAUUUGGAGUAG